AGUGAAAGAAUGAUGACCUUCAUCUGUGGACUGCAGUCUGCUGCUAGAAAUUGUGUUUUCUUCCGAUUUAAUUCACUAGCCAACUGGAGAAAAUGUAACACAUUGGUAGUAACCUCACCAGACUGUCAUCAAGUACAAAUUAACUGUAUGGUAAAUAAGUGUCAGGGACUGGGAGUAAGUCAGUGUAAUAGGUUGACUUUUCUGCCUGGAAAUUUUAGUUUUUGUAGGACUUUUAAAAACAAAAGAACAGCAUACCUCCCAAGUAGCAAAAGUAAGGAAAUUUGGAUGACUGCCAGCAAAUAUACUGCAUGGAAUGACUCUUGUUCAAGACAGCUAGUGAUAAAAGAAGUUACAGUAAUUCCUGCUCUUUUGCAUCGUCUAAGCUGCUCGCCUAUAAGAGCUAUCAGGUGUUUCCACACUUCUCCACGGUUUCAAGCUGCCCCAGUUCCUUUCUUGUUGAUUAUUCUUAAACCAGUGCAGAAGCUACUUGCAAUCAUUGUAGGCAGGGGAAUAAGGAAAUGGUGGCAGGCACUUCCUCCUAACAAGAAGGAACUAUUUAAAGAAAGUAUAAGGAAGAAUAAAUGGAAGUUAUUCCUUGGUUUGAGUAGUUUUGGAUUAGUAUUCAUGGUGUUUUAUUUUACUCACCUGGAAGUGAGUCCAAUCACAGGAAGAAGCAAGCUACUGUUGUUGGGGAAAGAGCAUUUCAGACUUUUAUCAGAACUGGAAUAUGAAGCAUGGAUGGAAGAAUUUAAAAAUGAUAUGCUAACUGAGAAAGAUGCCCGAUAUCUGACUGUUAAGGAAGUGGUUUAUCAUCUAAUUGAAUGCAAUAAAGAUAUCCCAGGGAUCUCUGAGAUCAAUUGGAUUAUUCAUGUGGUUGAUUCCCCGGAUAUAAAUGCCUUUGUGCUUCCAAAUGGACAAGUGUUUAUUUUCACUGGGCUUUUAAAUAGUGUAAAUGAUAUUCAUCAGCUUUCCUUCCUUCUGGGCCAUGAAAUAGCACACGCAGUACUUGGGCAUGCUGCAGAAAAGGCUAGCUUGGUUCAUUUAUUGGAUUUCCUAGGUGUGAUUUUUCUCACAAUGAUUUGGGCCAUUUGUCCUCGAGAUAGUUUGGCACUUUUGGGCCAGUGGAUACAGUCUAAAUUGCAGGAGUAUAUGUUUGAUAGACCAUACAGUAGAACACUGGAGGCUGAAGCUGACAAAAUUGGACUACAACUUGCUGCAAAGGCUUGUGCGGAUGUAAGAGCCAGUUCAGUGUUUUGGCAGCAGAUGGAGUUUGCGGAUAGCCUCCAUGGUCAUCCCAAGUUGCCAGAAUGGUUAUCUACACAUCCUUCUCAUGGAAAUCGAGCUGAGCAGUUGGACAGACUUAUACCUCAGGCUCUCAAAAUUAGAGAGAUAUGUAAUUGCCCACCACUUUCUGGACCAGACCCCCGAUUACUAUUCAAACUCAGCAUGAAGCAUUUUCUUGAAGAAUCAGAGAAAGAAGACCUAGAUACCACUGUUAAGAAACAGAAAACGGACACUCUUUCUAUUCAAAAACAGGAGCAAAUUCCGUUAACAUACAUAGUUGAGAAAAGAACUGGCAGUUGAAUUAAAAUUUAUGAGACAUAGAGUAUAUGAAGAAUGUAGUAAUCCUUAUCAUUUUUGUUACUUUUUAAAAAAUGAUGUUUGAAAUGAAAAAAAAUGGCUAUUCAAGGUCAAAUCAUGUACAUUAUAGAUAUUAUCUAAAUUCUUUUAGGUAUUUAUUUUUCAUGAAAUAUUGAUGUAUUUUAAUCUAUUUUAAAAUAUCUUCAAUGAGGAAAAUGUCACAGAAUAAAUUUAUAUUACACAUUUUA
Messenger RNA from Propithecus coquereli (Coquerel's sifaka), 1829 nucleotides. It is a transcript of the gene OMA1, whose product is annotated as OMA1 zinc metallopeptidase. The record is from RefSeq and is a predicted model, not a curated record. Gene Ontology annotation, biological process: protein quality control for misfolded or incompletely synthesized proteins; mitochondrial protein processing. The coding region runs from base 10 to 1584 and encodes 524 amino acids. The transcript has 8 exons. Gene Ontology annotation, cellular component: mitochondrial inner membrane. Gene Ontology annotation, molecular function: metalloendopeptidase activity. Lineage: Eukaryota; Metazoa; Chordata; Mammalia; Primates; Indriidae.